GACAGACUGCUUCUUUAAACCAAUCAGAAGACAGACUGCUUCUUUAAACCAAUCAGAGGACAGACUGCUGUGCUUCUUUAAAGUUCACUUCAGCUGGGAUCAUGGACACAAUAGAUCAGCAGCUCAGACUGCUGCAGGAGAACAUGUGGAAGAAGAAGGUGAUCAUCGACACGGACUGCGGCAUCGACGAUGCUCAGGCUAUACUGAUGGCGUUGGCGGCGCCCGACGUCCAGGUGGUCGGCAUCACCUGUGUGUUCGGGAACGCCGCCGUUGACGACGUGUGUCAGAACGUUCUGAGGGUGCUCAACGUCUGUGAGCGGCAGGGGAUUCCAGUGUUUCGGGGUUCUGCCGGUCCUCUCGUUGGAGCCAGUAACCAUUUAAGAGACCACUUUGGAACGGAUGGACUCGGGGAUGUGUAUGAAGACAAAGACCCGCGGUGGAAGCAGAAGAUUCAGAGCGAGCAUGCAGUCAACGCAAUGAUCCGACUGGUGGCUGAAAACCAGCAGCAGGUCUCCUUGGUGGCCCUCGGCCCGCUUACUAAUCUGGCCUUGGCUGUCAGACUGGAUCCAAGUUUUCCCAAAAACCUCAAAGACUUGUACAUUAUGGGAGGCAACAUGGAAGGAAAAGGAAACGUGACGCUGUGUGCAGAGUUUAACUUUGCAAUGGAUCCAGAGUCUGCUUAUAUCGUUCUGGAAGAGUUCCUCUGCCCUACGUACGUGGCAUCGUGGGAGUACGCGUGCAGGAACGCACUGACAUGGGAGUUCUUUGAAGAGCUGAUCAACCAGGACUCUCCUGCUGCACGCUUCAUGAAGAAGAUAACGUCUAAAUGCUGGACUUACUCCAAAGAGACUACGAGGAACAAGAGAGACGUGUACUUCGGAUCCGGCUUCGUCUCUUACGACGCCUACGCCAUGGCGGCGUGUAUCGACGGCGGCGUGGUGACGGAGAGGAUGGAGUGUCCCGUCCGUGUGGAGCUGCAGGGCUCCAUCUGUCGGGGCAUGAUGGCUCUAGAUCGAACCAACGAGCUGAAGAAGAGCCACAGUGUGUUCGUUCUCACUAAGUGUGACCUUGUUAAACUCCGUCAGUUACUCCUGGAGGCUGUUAGGCAGCCUAAGAGCUAAGCAUUUAUAGCAUAUAGUACGUCUGGGGAAGGAGAACAAACACAAGGUGCCACCCUGAAUCAGAUUGUUUUUUUAAAUUCAACAAUAUAAUCAUGUUAUUUCCAACACUUUGUGUCUCUAAGGUGUUAUUGUGGAUGUGUUAGUGGCCCAGCAGAACUGUAUUUAGUAGUAAUGUCAAAGUGCCACCAGAUGGCAGUAAGUACAUCUGAGGAACGAGCAGUUCACUGAAUUCUCCACAACCCCUUCCUGCAUAUGUUUCACAAUAAAAGCCUUGAUUAAAAAAAAUGAUGGUCCACUGAGAAGCUACAGGGCUUUUAAUUUGAAAUGGACUACGGAUGUAUUUAGUUCGUACAGUAUAAUACCAUAACAGACAUUUAACAAGUUUUGGUUGAAGUGACUCUUCCCAAGGAAUAUAAUUCAUAUGGUCCAUUUCAUAAAAAGAGAAAAAAAAGUUUAAAUAUGCAUAAAAAAGUCAUAGUAUAGUAUGUCGAAAAAUUACGUG
Messenger RNA from Sebastes umbrosus (honeycomb rockfish), 1623 nucleotides. RefSeq lists its product as uncharacterized. The coding region runs from base 102 to 1121 and encodes 339 amino acids. The record is from RefSeq and is a predicted model, not a curated record. Lineage: Eukaryota; Metazoa; Chordata; Actinopteri; Perciformes; Sebastidae. The transcript has 6 exons. Gene Ontology annotation, molecular function: hydrolase activity, hydrolyzing N-glycosyl compounds.